AUGAAUCCGUCUAAUAAAAUGUGUGUUCAGCUUUUUGUUACGUCUCCUCUCUCGCUCUUUUCUUCUUCUUUGCCUUAAAUUCGCGAGCAAGAGUAUCGAUCGAUCAGGAAGAAGAAUUAGAGGCAUUGAAUCAAUCAUUCAAUCGACGCAACUACUCUCUCCCUCGGCUUCUACUUAAUCGCUCAGAUCCGGCGAAGAGUGAUAUCAGAAAUGGCGUCAACGUUUAGCGGCGACGAGACUGCUCCUUUCUUCGGCUUCCUCGGAGCCGCAUCCGCCCUCGUCUUCUCCUGCAUGGGAGCUGCCUAUGGGACGGCGAAGAGCGGGGUCGGAGUGGCGUCGAUGGGGGUGAUGAGGCCCGAGCUGGUGAUGAAAUCCAUUGUUCCGGUGGUUAUGGCUGGUGUGUUGGGUAUCUACGGUUUGAUUAUUGCUGUGAUAAUCAGUACCGGGAUUAACCCUAAGGCCAAAUCGUACUACUUGUUCGAUGGAUACGCUCAUCUUUCUUCCGGGCUCGCCUGCGGUCUCGCUGGUCUCUCUGCUGGUAUGGCUAUCGGGAUCGUUGGGGAUGCUGGUGUUAGGGCCAAUGCACAGCAGCCAAAGCUUUUCGUGGGGAUGAUUCUGAUUCUCAUCUUCGCUGAGGCGCUUGCUCUCUACGGCCUUAUUGUUGGUAUCAUCCUUUCUUCCCGCGCUGGACAGUCCAGAGCCGAGUGAAGAAGAAAUGAAAGACGAGGAUGUUCCAAUUGUCUGGUUGAUUGUGUGUUGUCAUUUAUUGGGGAAAAAUCGAUUUCGGGUUCUGUUAGACUUCGUUUUGAGGCUCUUUUUUGUUUAGCUCUAUGGUUGGGUACUUUGGGGUGUACUACUGCCAGAUAGACGAGUAUUAUUUCUAUCACGGGUAAAAUUGUACUACUUAGAUUACAUGUUGCUGCCGCUGCAGCCAUAGCAAGUUUAUUGUCUUCGUGUUGCUAUCUUAAACUGGUUUUUGACCCGCACGAUGUGAUUAUAUCUCUUGUUUCUCGGAUUCAACAUGCUUAGAUUUAUAAAUGUCUGUUGGAGUUGACUAGUGCAACUUCUAUGUACGUUUGCUCCAGUUUGAGUGCUUAGUGGAGAAAAGGUUAAGGGAAAGUAGAGAGUUGGAUUAAG
Linum tenue is the source of this 1137-nucleotide messenger RNA. Lineage: Eukaryota; Viridiplantae; Streptophyta; Magnoliopsida; Malpighiales; Linaceae. The record is from the annotation of a GenBank genome assembly.